AUGAAUCUCACGCUGGACCCGGAGCAGUUGACCUUGGGGCAUGAUUUUGCUAUCAACUGGGAGCCGGCCAAGGUGCUCAGAAUCAUUGCCAAGAGCCCCCGUACCCUGGAAACUGGAAUCGUUGAUCUCGAGCUGCGGCCUGUGCCGGAGCAUAUCAGACCCAAGGGGAAGGCCACGGAGGACUUGGGGGAUAUGAAACAUCUCCCGAACGAAAUCCUCGACAUGAUUAUCAACAAAUUGGAUUUGCCUAGUGCCAUAAGUCUGUCAUACGUCAACCGCAUCGCCAAUCAGCUUGUGCAGGAAAGCCCGGUUGCAUUUCUGAGAAAGUGGGCCCCCGGCAUGCCGAAGAUUCUCAAAAAGUCUCAGAUCCAUGAGAACUGGUCCAUUCAUGAUCUUAAAGAGGCAAUCAUAGGUGAAAAGUGCGUGGUAUGCGGCGCGUCGUCCGUUCAACUCUACCUACCUACAAUGGAGCGUAUCUGCCACCCUUGCUUGCACGAAGACCACUCAUACUGGUGUCUCCCCGUCGGACAGGCAGCCAUGAUCUUUGGCCUUGACUUAACCGAUCUCAUCAAUACCCAAACCGUGUAUCUGCCGCAGCUGAGCAAGAAUGGCUUUGAUUUGGGCGAUCUUGGCGCUUGGGUUAUUCCUGUCAAAUUGGCGCUGACCAAAGCCCUGGAGAUGUACGGCACCCGCAAGGGUAUUAAGCGUGCUGUGGAGGGCACCCCGUUCAAUAUUGAUGGAGAAGAAGAAACUUCCGAUGAGGAUGAUGAUGACGAAGAAUUUGAGGUGGAAAACCCGCAUGACGUUUAUCGCGCUGCUCCCCUGGAUUCACCCAUCCCCGUCAAACUGCGUUUGCUCAUCUCAAUGGGAAACUAUCAUCAGAAUGCUCACCACCACGCAGUUUCCUGUCGGGUUCCUGUCGUCAAUCGAGGCAAUACGCGCAAGCUUAUGUACUCGUGCCGUGGUUGCACUGCCAUGCUCACGCACCCCAGGACGGGAUCAAUGUCCGACAGCUACAUGAAGAUGAUGAGGCUUGACCCCGCCCUUGACAAGUUUCAGCGAUCGUUUGCAAUCUUCCGUCGCGCUUUUACUGUGUGGACCGAAGCCGAUAUGAUUGAGCAUAUUCGAAACGAGUGCAUUGGGGCUUGGUUCCUGCUGCAUGCUGAGGGACAGGAUGAGUAG
This is a messenger RNA of Penicillium verrucosum, 1182 nucleotides long. RefSeq names its product F-box protein. The transcript has a single exon. The record is from RefSeq and is a predicted model, not a curated record. Bases 1 to 1182 code for a protein of 393 amino acids. NCBI's taxonomy places the organism in Eukaryota, Fungi, Ascomycota, Eurotiomycetes, Eurotiales, Aspergillaceae. Gene Ontology annotation, molecular function: protein binding.